Molecule: messenger RNA, 3734 nt
Organism: Eublepharis macularius
Lineage: Eukaryota; Metazoa; Chordata; Lepidosauria; Squamata; Eublepharidae
Gene: PEX6
Product: peroxisomal biogenesis factor 6
Exons: 17
Coding region: 256-3276 (1006 amino acids)
Biological process (GO): protein import into peroxisome matrix
Cellular component (GO): cytosol; peroxisomal membrane
Molecular function (GO): ATP binding; ATP hydrolysis activity
Source: RefSeq, a predicted model, not a curated record
UGAUCUUUGAGUAACGGGCGGAAGCUCUCGGCCUGUAAAUGAGGAGCGCUUUUUGCCACUACAGACUAACACGGUUAAUUGCUCUGGAUCUUUCUGCCACUGUCGUCUUGCUGCUGUAGGACAAAAGUCUUUCACUGUCCGCGGUGCGAGAAAAGAGCCUUCGCGCCUUCCAGCCGGAGGGCUGCGGAGCUCCGUCUCCAUGCGGCGUGAAUCGUCCGCGCUCCUGCUCCGCUAGGCGUCUGUGGCAGGUCCCCUAUGGCGACGGCAGUGGCGGUGCUGCGGAGUCUGGAAGCGCCGCUCCCCCAGGACCUUCCCCCGGGGACGGGGCUGAUGGUGGCCCCCGCCGGGUGGGGGUGGGCGGCGGCGCCUGGCGGUCCGCUGGUGCUGGCCGUGCGUCCGGCGGAGUCCGAGGCGCAGCCGGUGCUGCUGUGCGCGGCGCUGCAGGAAGCCCCGGGCGGGCCGGAGCUGCGGCUGGGCCGGACCCUCCUGAAGCAGCUGGGCCUGGCGCCGGGGAGGCGGGUGCGCGUUUGGCCGGUGCGGAGGCCGCCCGUGCUGGGCUGGGUGCUGCUGGGGGCGGUGGCUGGGCGUGCUCCUCCUCCGCGGCCGGGCGGCGGUGCCGGCUCGGCCGUGCUGGUGAGGCGCGGGGAGAGCCUGCCGGGCUCCGGGCUGCUGGUGUUGGAGGCCCGGCCGGCGCUGCAGGGCUUGCUGGGCCCCGGCACCCGCUUGGCCAUAACAGAGCUGCGGGGCGGCAACGGGGAGAGGAAGGAGCCCACGCCGCUAAUGCCACCUCUGGUGUCGGGCUGGGCGUGUCCCGGCGAGCGGUGGGUGAGGGCCAAGCGACGGGCCCCGGCGCUGCGGGGCGGUGAGGGCGCGCAGGGCGAAACGCUGUGGGUGAGCCGCGGCUGUUUGCGCAGCCUGGGCCUCUUCCAGGGGGAAUGGGUGCUGGUCAGCAGGGGGAACGAAGAGGGGCCAGGAGGCUACCCAGGAAAUGGGCCUCACUUGGCCGCCGUGCGGACUCUGGAGCCCCCGUGGGACUCCCCCCUUCGGGACCCCGAGCCCCGCCGAACCGCUGCCGCUGCCUUGGAGGAGACCUUUCUGCAGGGGGAAGCGCUCGCUCCUGCCGCCUUGGCCUUCAACCUGUCCUGCGAUCCUCUGGAAGGGAGCCUUCUCAAGAUCCAGAGAUAUGGGGAAACUACUGGUGCGGAAGAGGUGAAAGGAAGUCGGUCCAUGCUAUCUGUACCACCCUUUGCUAAGGAGCUACACAUAGAAAUUGUGUCCUCACCAGCCUACAGCACCACAGAAGUCUAUGACCAAAUUCUCUACCAGCACUUUCAAACUCCCAGGUUAGUCCAAGUGGAAGAUAUUCUCUGUGUGCCAACUGCUGGACAUCCUGAAUUCUUAGAAGGAAAUUCAGAGAAAUUUUUAAGAUGGCCUGAGCUCUACUUCAAGGUGAAAAAGAUAAUAGCAGCAGAGGGAAGAGAUCAGAGUGUGGGGUACUUGGCUGACACCCAGAACACUUCUUUAUUUCUGGGUGGUUCAACAAACAGUGCUGUCCCUUCUUUUCCAUCUCAAAACACCCACGGUUUUUGGAGCAGUUUGUCUCCUGCUGGACUGUGUGAUGUAGUAAAGCAGUUGUGUGACAUUCUUGGACCUUACUUGCACAGUAGAGAAACUCUGUUAAGUGGAACUGGAAGCGUUCUUCUUUCAGGACCCAGUGGUAUUGGGAAAAUGACAGUUGUUAGAGCUGCCUGUAGCCGCCUCAAUCUCCAUUUGUUCAAGGUGGACUGUGUUAGUUUGUGUGGGGACACUAGUGGAUCUACAGAAGCGAAGCUACAUGCUGCCUUCUCACAAGCUGAAGUCUAUAGCCCUUGUAUCCUACUGCUGAAAGAUAUAGAGCUGCUGGGGAGAGAACGUGAUGGGAUUGGGGAGGACUCCAGAGUUAUCCUUGCCAUCAGGCAUCUUCUCCUAGACAGAGAGGCAGACACCAGUGAUGGCUUUGGAGUGUCCACCUGUGUUACUCUCAGCAGUUAUCCUGUCCUGGUAGUAGGCACAACAUCCAGGCUUGGGGAUGUCCCUGCAGACUUGCAGACAGGCUUCCUCCAUGAGGUGAAAAUGGAAGCACCAUCUGAGGAGCAAAGGAAGGCCAUUCUGGGCAUGCUAGCAGAGGGCCUUCCUCUGGGCAGAGAAGUGAGCCUGAGCAAACUUGCCCGGCAGAGUGCGGGUUUUGUUCUAGGAGAUUUCUGUGGUUUGCUUUCCCAUAGCAGUCGUGCUGCCUGUACCAGGAUACAGAAUUCAAGUUUCCCUGGUGGACUAACCAAGGAGGAGGAGCAGGAUUUCUGUGCUGCAGGUUUCCCUCUCCUAGCAGAGGACUUCAGUGUUGCUCUAGAUAAACUGCAUGAUGCCCAUUCACAGGCAGUGGGAGCACCAAAGAUACCAUCUGUUUUCUGGCAAGACGUUGGCGGGCUCCAGGAUGUGAAGAAGGAGAUCCUGGACACCAUUCAACUUCCCCUAGAACACCCAGAGCUACUAUCUUUAGGUCUCCGCCGUUCUGGCCUUCUGCUCUAUGGCCCUCCUGGAACAGGAAAGACACUGCUAGCUAAAGCUGUAGCAACUGAGUGCACUAUGACAUUCCUUAGUGUGAAGGGCCCAGAGCUCAUUAACAUGUAUGUUGGGCAGAGUGAAGAGAAUGUGCGAGAAGUGUUUGCCAGAGCCCAGGCAGCUGCUCCUUGCAUUAUCUUUUUUGAUGAGCUUGAUUCCUUAGCACCCAAUCGUGGACGGAGUGGAGAUUCAGGGGGUGUUAUGGAUAGAGUCGUGUCUCAACUACUAGCAGAGCUUGAUGGACUUCAUUCUUCCCAAGAUGUUUUUGUUAUUGGAGCUACAAAUAGACCUGAUCUUCUGGACCCAGCACUGCUCCGACCAGGCAGGUUUGAUAAGUUGGUGUAUGUAGGUGUCAAUGAAGACCGAGACUCUCAGCUGCGGGUACUAGGUGCCAUCACCAGAAAAUUUAAGCUAGACCCUUCAGUGAGUCUCCUGAGUGUUCUUGACAAAUGUCCUGCACAGCUAACAGGAGCAGAUUUGUACGCACUGUGCUCAGAUGCCAUGAUGUUUGCUAUCAAAAGGAAAGUGGAGUGGAUAGAGGAAGGACUUGAUACAGAGAGCUCAGAGCUACUUCUGACCAUGGAUGACUUUGUACAAGCUGCUGAGAAGCUGCAGCCUUCGGUUUCUGAACCAGAACUGCUCAGAUACAAAUUGAUCCGGCAGAGAUUUACUGCCUGAUGAAACAUCCAGUGGAAAGACCAGGGAUAUGUUGAAGUGGAACCAUACAAUUGCAAGGAACAUGGAAGAACUUGGCAUGGGAGCAUCAUCCUGUUGGAAAUUGAUUGGGGGAUUAAAGGGAAUUGUCAGUCAUGAUCUAGUAAAUGCUGGAUCUGCUAAGAGAAAUAAAGGUAAUGCAGUCUAGUUGUGGAACUGAGACUGAUCGUAGGUUAGCUGAAUAAAUGCUGCUGCAGUUUGGUCCUCUUCUGUGUACAGUACCAUUAUUGGUACCUAAGGAAAAAAAUUGUUCUGGUAUAAAAAACUGGCACCAUUUAGGCCUUAAGAUGUAAUAACAUGGACAAUGAUAUAGUCAUGUCUGUAAAUAAUAAAAGUAUCUAAAUGGUUGUGGGUUUUCUGGGCUGUAUUGCCGUGGUCUUGGCGUUGUAGUUCCUGACGUUUCGCCAACAGCUGUGGCUGGC